This is a messenger RNA of Psammomys obesus (fat sand rat), 1338 nucleotides long. RefSeq names its product leucine carboxyl methyltransferase 1 (gene Lcmt1). The record is from RefSeq and is a predicted model, not a curated record. Gene Ontology annotation, cellular component: cytosol. Gene Ontology annotation, biological process: C-terminal protein methylation. Lineage: Eukaryota; Metazoa; Chordata; Mammalia; Rodentia; Muridae. Gene Ontology annotation, molecular function: protein C-terminal leucine carboxyl O-methyltransferase activity. The transcript is spliced from 11 exons. Bases 134 to 1132 code for a protein of 332 amino acids.
UGAGCAGCGCCCGCCCAUCACGCCUAGCCCUGGCUGUUCUGGUUUGUGUCUGUUUCUUGCCCCUUCUCCCACUGCUCGUAGUCCCCGUUUCCAUGUCCCUGGUGGGUUCCGCACCCCAGAACAUCACACGCACAUGGCCGCCAGCUCGAGGGAGUCCUCGUUCUCUUCCUGCACGUCCAUCAAUGAUGCGGACGACGAGGGAGUGCGCGGCACCUGCGAAGAUGCUUCUCUCUGCAAGAGGUUUGCGGUGAGCAUUGGCUACUGGAACGAUCCAUACAUUGAGCAUCUUGUGAGGCAGUCUAAAGAGAGGAAGGCCCCUGAAAUUAGCCGAGGGUAUUUCGCUCGAGUUCACGGUGUCAGUCAGCUUAUGAAAGCUUUUCUCCAGAAGACACAGUGUCAUUGUCAGAUUCUCAACCUUGGGGCUGGGAUGGACACCACCUUCUGGAAGUUAAAGGAUGAAGGUCUUCUCCCAAGUAAAUAUUUUGAAGUCGACUUUCCAAUGAUAGUCACGAGAAAGCUGCACACCAUCAAAAGCAAGCCACUUCUGUUCAGACCCAUCAUGGAGCUGCAACAAGAGGAUCCUAUUCACAUGGAUGGACACACGCUGGAUUCAAAAAGAUUCGCCAUCAUUGGAGCAGAUCUCCGAGACCUUUCUGAACUGGAAGAGAAGCUAAAGAAAUGUAACAUGAAUACACAAUUACCAACACUCCUGAUAGCUGAAUGUGUGCUGGUUUACAUGACUCCAGAGCAGUCGGCCAACCUCCUAAAGUGGGCAUCCAGCAGUUUUGACACAGCCAUGUUCAUAAACUACGAGCAGGUCAACAUGGAUGACCGGUUUGGGCAGAUCAUGAUUGAAAACCUCCGGAGGCGACAGUGUGACCUGGCAGGAGUAGAAACCUGCAAGUCGCUCGAGUCACAGAAGGAACGACUACUGUUAAAUGGGUGGGAGACGGCGUGCGCAGUGAACAUGAUGGAGCUGUACAGCGGGCUGCCGAGGGCGGAGGUGAGCAGAAUAGAAUCCCUUGAGUUCCUGGAUGAAAUGGAGCUUCUGGAGCAGCUCAUGCGGCAUUACUGCCUGUGUUGGGCCACCCGAGGCGGACAGGAGCUAGGUCUGAAGGAGAUAACCUGUUAAUCUGUUGAAGGCUCCUGCUGAGGUGGAAGCUGAAGUGUCCAGCCAAGGGAGUGCCCUGGGCAUCUGGGGGGACGAGCAGUCUCAUCCCAGUCCUUGGUCUUGUCGCACAUCCAGAGCCCAUGGUUACGAAGACGAACACACCAGACCCUGUUCCUGUCACUUAUCAUUGUUUAAAUAAAUCUCACUCGCCAUUUGUGUGUGCUGGA